CUUGAUUUUUUGGAGGCUAUGGGAUCAUCGCGACCGCGCCGAAGUAGAGGCUUCAGAGUUACCUCAGCUAACCCGGCACCGGUGGCUGGAGUUAACUACUACUGGGCGGCCAUGUUGAACGUCAUCAACGAGGACCCGUGCUGGGCCUUACGCGACCAACCGGCCGACGAUCAUGCUGCUAACCAAAACUGUGGGCGAGCAGCAACCUGGUACGCCAGGCGCGAUGAGAACGAACGCGUCAACUGCAAGUUUCCUACCGAUCCGAAAUGCCGCUUAUAUGGACGGUUCUUCCGCUGUACUGUCAAGAUCCAGAGAUCCCCCCUUAAUCCUUGGUGUCUUCUCGGCCACUCCCAGAGGGUCGUUCUCCUGACAUAUUGCACCGCACCCUUGCAUGCUGCGAAUGUGCCGAACGCGCCGCAUGCGAUGCCGCAAGGGUUCGCUGCCGCAGCUGGCGGGCAAUUUCACGUCGGCUAAGAAAAACAGA
Bemisia tabaci is the source of this 484-nucleotide messenger RNA. The record is from RefSeq and is a predicted model, not a curated record. NCBI's taxonomy places the organism in Eukaryota, Metazoa, Arthropoda, Insecta, Hemiptera, Aleyrodidae.